GUCCUGUCCACGUGACCUCCACCCAUGUUUUACGACAGGUGUUUGAUUUCCGGCAGCGCAAGGAGAUCUCGCGAGUCAGGUGAGGCGGAAGUGAAGUGACGACAGAGUCCCGCGGCGGCUCACCUGUCCGCAGGUGAACGAGAGAAGAAGAGAAGAUGAGUAACCCCAUCCCGUCCAAUCUGAAGUCAGAGGCCAAGAAAGCUGCCAAGAUCCUGACGGACUUCACCGAGAUCUCCAGCAGGAACGGACCCGACAAGCUCAUCCCCCCUCAUGUGAUAGCGAAGGCCGAGGGUCUGGCCAUCAUCUCCGUCAUCAAGGCCGGCUUCAUGAUCACCGCCAGAGGAGGAAGUGGCAUCGUCAUCGCCAGACUGGCCGACAGACGUUGGUCGGCGCCUUCGGCCAUCGGCAUCGCCGGUCUGGGAGGAGGCUUCGAGAUCGGAGUGGAGGUGUCGGACCUGGUGAUCAUCCUGAACCAGCGCCGGGCCAUUGAGGCGUUCACAAAAGGCGGGAACCUGACGCUGGGCGGGAACUGCACCGUGGCCGUGGGGCCAAUGGGCAGGAACGUGGAGGCUGAUGUUCUGCUGCGUAGCACUGCAGCUGUGUUCACCUACUGCAGGUCCAGAGGUCUGUUUGCUGGGAUCUCUCUGGAGGGAUCCUACCUGAUAGAACGCAAAGAGACCAACCGCAAGUUUUACGGCCAGGAUAUCCGUGCGUCGGCCAUUUUGAACGGCGAUGUGGAGCCGCCCGUGGUUUGCUCCUCCCUCUAUCACAUCCUGGAUGCCUACGCCGAGGCCUACACCACCGACUGGACCAGCAAGAACAUGCGACCCAUGUCAUCUUUCACUCCAUCGAGACCUCAAGCUCCGCCUAAACAGAAACCUCAAACCAACUACCAACCAGCAGCCGGCUACCAGCAACCAGCAGCCGGCUACCAGCAACCAGCAGCCGGCUCAGGUCCAUGGUCAGGAACAGGAAAUAAGAAUGCCCUCUACCCGAGCAUCUCCGUCUACAAGUCGAACACCUCAGGGGGCGCUCCACCUGCGGCUGCGCCCAGUGGACAGCUGGUGGUCACGGCGACCCACCAGUAUGCGGGGCAGCAGCCCGGCGACCUGAGCUUCGUCCCCGGAGACCAGAUCACCGUCCUCACCAAGACCGAGUCCCAGUACGACUGGUGGGAGGGGCAACUGGUGGACGGGCGCGUCGGCAUCUUCCCCGCUAACUUCGUCACGUACUGAGACUCCCCUGGUGGUGUGUGGAGGUACUGCAGCUAAUACCACGCUCUACGGGAAGGAGGAGGGGUCAAGGGACAGGUUUUGCCUCAUUUAAGAGCUUUAAUGAUUAUUAAAAUAACAGAUGCAACUUUUUUAAGAAUCAGUUGUCAAAUCGUUGUAAAAAGAAUAUUUUGGUGUUUUUCACACAAACGAGCUGAGUCAGGAUUAAUUCAGGAACUAAUCCGAAUAACCACGAGUCGCUGCAGCACUUUAACUUUCAGCUUUGUGAUUUACAUAGAAUUCCAUAGAACUGUUUCUGAACGUAAACAUAUACAUUUAUUAUUAUCAAUGAGUCAUUUAUUGUUACACAUAUUCAUGAACUGUGUGAAGACCUGAAGACAAACUCCUGCUGCUUCCUCUUCCACUAAAUAAUCUACACACUUUGAAUUAACACAAUAAAAACAGUUUUCAUAAGAAAGUUAUGUUUCAGAAGAAUAAAGUGAGAUCAUACAACAUCACAUGUUCCUCGUCAAACAGAUUAAAAAAAAUGAACAAAGCAGUUUAAUAAACAUCAGCUGUUUAAAAGUCUGAAUCAAAUCUUUGCAUUUCUAAAGAUUCUCGUCUCUCACUCGUGGCCUUUAUCUGAGGGUUCUGCAGCAGAACCACUUCCUGUCCUUUCCCUUCAAAAUACAAACUAGAAAAACAACCAAAAACCUCCUUUACAUUUGCUACCAAAAUAAAAGCACUUUUCAAACUAAAUUAAAAUGGAUUUGAUUUAGAAAGUCCUUUUUUAUUAGUUUUUUCAUUUUGUUAUCUAUAAAAGUAUUAAAGUCUUCUGUGGUCUGUUACUGUCUCCACCUUUUUAAAAUGUCUCCACAGCACCAAACGGGACGUGGGUGGUGUAGGCUCUUUAUCUUCUGUGGUUGUGGUCAAUAUAUAAUUCAGCAGGAUUAUCACUUAAUCUAGAUUAACAUAAUGAUGUUUGUGGGAUUGUUUUUAGACAUCAGAGGCUGUUUGAAGAUUAUAAAUAAAUCUUAUUUGGAAAAAUGUCA
Molecule: messenger RNA, 2263 nt
Organism: Platichthys flesus (European flounder)
Lineage: Eukaryota; Metazoa; Chordata; Actinopteri; Pleuronectiformes; Pleuronectidae
Gene: sh3yl1
Product: SH3 and SYLF domain containing 1
Exons: 10
Coding region: 156-1235 (359 amino acids)
Cellular component (GO): ruffle membrane
Molecular function (GO): phosphatidylinositol binding; protein binding
Source: RefSeq, a predicted model, not a curated record